AUGCCUUGUCGCUAUGCAAUUUCACUUGUGUUCUAUUGCCCCACAGAUACUGCUGCGGAGCCAUCGUCCCACCCAACGCUCCCCACAAACACACCAGUGGAGGAGAAAAUGGAGAGGCUGACCACGGAGCUGCAGCUGAUGACCAGCCAAAGAAAUGAGCUGCGAGAACGCCUCAUCUUCAUCACAGGAGGCACCGUGGACAAUAGGCCCUACCACAAGCCAAACCCAUUCUAUGAGAAGCUGAAGUCAGAACAUGAUGAGGUCAUGUUGCAAAUGAAGAGAUUGGAGGAGGAGAACACCAUGGCCUCACAGAAGUUCAGUGAGCUGACCAAAGAGACGGUCUUCUAUCGGGGUGGCAGGAGGAGGAUGACACGGCCUGAGUAUGCAGAGUGUUUCUCCAGGGGUCUGCAGAGCCGGCUCCAGAUGCAGGAGACUCAGCUGGAGAAGAAGGUGGACAUGCUGAGGCAGGAGAAAAAGAAGCUGUUGGAGGACUGGGACCUGCUGAAGAUCCGCUUGAAGGACUGGAAAGUGAUCUGUAAGGACAAAGAAGACACCAGUGACCUCAAAUCCCAGCAACAACAGGAUCUCAAAAGAUUGGAGGAAAGACUUCAGUUCCUGCUGAAGCAGAAGGAGCUGUUCACCCCCGAAAAAGACGUGGCAGAAAAGCAGCAGCAUCACUUUGAGGACUCCCAGAUGAGGUCCAAAAGUCUUCAAACUGAUCUGGAACCGGCCCGAGCCCAGGAUGAGAGCCACCUGCAGAAGGAGCUGCUAGAGCAAGAGCCACCUGCUGAGCCCCAUCCCCAGCAACUACUGAAUUCUGGGAAUGCAUGUUCUUCUUCAAGUUUGGAUUCCCGUUUGGAAUAGACCCUCAUUAGGAUUAGCCAAUGGCCCAGCAUGGCUGCUUCUGGGUCUUGAUUCACGUUCAUCCUUGAUAACACUCCUUUAGAGAA
Arvicola amphibius (Eurasian water vole) is the source of this 950-nucleotide messenger RNA. Its product is annotated as disks large homolog 5-like. Bases 1 to 864 code for a protein of 287 amino acids. NCBI's taxonomy places the organism in Eukaryota, Metazoa, Chordata, Mammalia, Rodentia, Cricetidae. The record is from RefSeq and is a predicted model, not a curated record. The transcript has 5 exons.